This is a messenger RNA of Bactrocera tryoni, 1372 nucleotides long. Its product is annotated as serine protease grass-like. NCBI's taxonomy places the organism in Eukaryota, Metazoa, Arthropoda, Insecta, Diptera, Tephritidae. The coding region runs from base 56 to 1306 and encodes 416 amino acids. The transcript has 6 exons. The record is from RefSeq and is a predicted model, not a curated record. Gene Ontology annotation, molecular function: serine-type endopeptidase activity. Gene Ontology annotation, biological process: proteolysis.
CUUUUCUAAACUGAAAGCAGUCUCUCUUACGAGCUUUAAUCGUACGGUUGUUCCAAUGCCCGAGCUUCGCUUUAAAUUGUUUGCUUGCCUUUCUGCGGCUUUCUACUGCAAUCUUAGCAUUAUAGCUGGUAAUUAUGCGUGCAAAGAAAAUGACUAUUUUGGCUAUUGUAAGUUAUAUGAAAACUGCCCGACCCUACAGGAUACUCCAUUAACGAAGGACAUGCUAAACCCUAAGGAUUGUAGACACUCCAUACUAAGUGGUCCUGUUAUCUGUUGUCCACGAAGGAGACAUCAACAACGGCCUAAUAGAAGGCCAGCAAAAACAACGACAACUACAACAGAAAGGACAAGUCGGCGAUAUAUGCACAUUGCGUUUAAUAAAGAAACCAAUAUUGGGAAUUUAAAAAAUAUUCAUCCGGAAGGAUUAGCGCUACUAAACAAGCCCAAUUGCGGUAAAAUUAAUGAUGAUCGUGUAGCCAAUGGUAUUAGCGCUACUCAAGGGGAGUUUCCAUGGAUGGCCAUUUUACUUUAUACACGGAUGGGUGCAUUGUGCGGUGGUUCGGUCAUAACAGAACGCUUUGUCCUCACAGCGGCCCAUUGCAUUUCGAACGAUUUACAAGCUGUGCGCUUAGGCGAACACAGAAGAUCCACUAAAAACGACUGCAUACUCCACAUUUGCCAAACUCACGUGGACUUUGAAAUCGAUCCACACCAGAAACCCAUAAUUCAUCCCGAUUACAAGUCGUUAGAUUACCAUAAGGACAUUGCUCUGAUAAAGCUUAACAUGGACAUAGAUUUUAGACGUUACCAGCACAUAGCACCCAUUUGCUUGCCCAUGAAGUCAUCGGAUUCUUAUAUUUCUCCACACGAUAAUUUAGUAUUAGCUGGCUGGGGCCUCCAAGAACACGAUCGCUCUAUUGACGUACUUCAAAAAGGUCAGUUGAGACUUAAAGGGUUGGAUAUUUGCAAGAACUUAUACCCACGUUUUAGGAUUGACAAUUCGAAGCUUUGUAUUCAAGCUGGUGCUAACCAAACGGUGUCUUGUCGUGGAGAUUCUGGAGGUCCACUGUUUUGGAAAACCCCUUUCCUAAGUGGUAAUUUCAUCAAAAAACAUUACACACAAAUUGGUUUGGUAUCUCUGGGUUAUGGCAAGGAAUGUGGUGAUUUAACUAGCGAGCCUUUCAUGUAUGAAAACGUAACGGAUUCCAUGGCUUGGAUAACUCACAGUCUUUAUAAAGCACAUUUUCACAAUGAAAAUCCAUACAAUGCUCAACACUAUUUCUAUUCUAAUUUUAUGCAUUAUUAAUAUUCACACGGAUUCAAAUAAUGUAUUAUUUCAACAUUGUAAAAGUUAGCAUUGAAUUAAGAUUAA